Effrenium voratum is the source of this 606-nucleotide messenger RNA. Lineage: Eukaryota; Dinophyceae; Suessiales; Symbiodiniaceae. The record is from the annotation of a GenBank genome assembly.
AUGUGCUUCUUCGUGAACAACCAGUACCGCAUACUGCUGGACCACGAGGGCGCCGGCAGCCGGGACUGGAGCCUCGGGGAGGUCUUCGAAGAGAACUUGCAGCGCAUCGGGCGGAUGGUGGCGCUCUUGGACCACUGGGACCAGCCGGCCUACCUCUCCAGGAUUUGGACCAUCUUUGAGCAGUACUCGGCGGUGGUGCUGGAAAUCGAGGUGACCUUCAUUCUGCCGCAGACCUCGGGGGACAGCCUCCUCCAGGAGAUCCGCAAGGGCGAGGAGGGCAUCUUGCAAGUCCGGGAGUCCCUGUGCAACGUGGACGCAGAGACCGCCGGGGCCUGGUGCGCGGAGGACGAGAAGAUGGUGAAGCGCCUGAUCGAGCAGACCAUAGGCUUCGAGAAGGUGAACGAGAAGGUUCAGGAGUUGAUGAUCGCCUGGGUUGCCACCAUGGUGAAGGACUACCUGGGGAACCUGGUGGUCAUGGGCACGCGCCGGCUUCAGCGUCUCAAAGCCCAGAGCUUUUUGAGCGCCAACGCCACCGAGUGGACCCACAAGCGCCUUGAGCGACGGGUGGCUUCUGGGUGGCUCCUUGCUGGUUGUGGUGGUUGCUAG